This is a messenger RNA of Tilletiaria anomala UBC 951, 1694 nucleotides long. RefSeq lists its product as uncharacterized. The record is from RefSeq and is a predicted model, not a curated record. Gene Ontology annotation, cellular component: anaphase-promoting complex; nuclear periphery. Bases 167 to 1600 code for a protein of 477 amino acids. The transcript has 5 exons. Gene Ontology annotation, biological process: positive regulation of mitotic metaphase/anaphase transition; protein K11-linked ubiquitination; anaphase-promoting complex-dependent catabolic process. Lineage: Eukaryota; Fungi; Basidiomycota; Exobasidiomycetes; Georgefischeriales; Tilletiariaceae.
CCGCUUCCAAAGCACACGGAGAUGAGUUGGGUUGCCAACAACACUUCACAAGCCGAUCUAUCCGGCGACGAGCGAACAGAAUGCGUUCUCUAUAAACCCAAUAACUAUCCUUCGCAGCCUCACACCACUGCCGCCGCUCGCAGAGCUGACGUCUUACGGCCUAGGCAUGAACGAGUCUGGCAAAGCCAACGGUCCAAAGCUCCUUCCUCACCAGCUGCGUUUCCGACAGAUGGCCAUGGGUAGGGGUGGCGCGGUAAAAGCCGAACAAGGCGUCUUACCUAGCAUCGCAGCGAAGCAGUGGCAAUAUGAAGAAGACAAGUCGAGAGCAGCUGCUGUUCUGGCGCUGGCGAGACUGCCAGUCCUGCCGAUUGACGCGGUCCAGUGGGGCAUUGUCGAGUCCGCAACUGGUCAAGAGGGGCCUUUCGCAACGGUCGGAGAGGGAAGCGAGGGUGACACAGAUGCUCUGCUAGCGGACGUACUGUUGUGUUCGGACGGCAGGGGUCGGCUGCACUUGCUAGCACAGGGCACUGCCCGUUUAGGCGAAGUCACCAUUCCAAACGAGCAAACGAAACAUCGUAGCUUGUCGACGGCGAUUUCUCGCGACUUUAGUUCACUUUCUGUGCUCGCAUCCGGCCCCUUCUCGGAUGGAAAGGAAGAGAUGGUGCUGCUGACAGCCAAGCUCCAUCUGCGCUCGAGUAGCCAAAUGCUCGGCUCCACCCCAGCACACCUCCAUCUUCUCGCUCUCUCUACUACACUACACCAUCUACUCUCCUACCUUCUGGACACGUUGCACCUCAUGCGGCAAGUCUUCCGCAUGACGUACAUUGGCCAGGUUGCAGACGAGUGGCUCAAGCAUGCACAGGAAGUUGGGGAAAAGUAUCGCUGUGACUUUCAGCUAGAGUGCAUCACUGCUAUCGCAGGUGGCAGGCUCGGCGACGGGAUUGAGGUAAUGAUCAUGAGCAUGAUCAAUGAAAGCGCUCUGCACAUGAUGGAAGACACUACAUACACAUCCUUGCGUUUUCUGCGUCGCGCAGCCGCUACCGUCAUCGGCCCUGCGUGCGAGCGAAUCCUCAUCAUCCUCGAGUCGCUGCGCGCGCACGGGCUGCUUCCAGCAGAGCGAGACGGGGCGGCGUUUCCAUUGGCGUCCGAAACUGAGGCACUCGUUCAAGAGUUAUUGCGUGCCAGCCUGGUCAUCGAAGUCGAAGCGGAGAAGGAUCUGCUGGCUGCUGGAGAGUUUUACAAGUGGUGGAAGCAGGAGCGAGACAAGCACGAGAAUCCUCGGCGCGACGAUGGGCAGUUCCACCCCAUCAUCCACGACACCCUCGCCGCGAUUGAAUACGUACAACGAGGGUUCAUCAAUCCGCAUCUCGAUGCCCUGCUCGGUACGCGCAACGCGUGCAACGUGGUUGAGGAGCUGAGGGCCAAGCAGGUUGUUGCCACGCCAGCCGCACAGCCGACCGGACUCGAGGAGAUAUUGCGCAGGACAGAACAGCGUUUGUCAGACGCUUCAGUGUUCAACCCUGCGCUCGUCGUUCCUUUGUCAGCUCGGUCGACGAUACGCAUCUUGCGACACGUUGGCGAGCAGAGGUACCCACGCUGAAAAUCAAAGGUCAACCGCAAGUAGCUGCUCUGGCAUCCAAGGCCACAGCUCUGCCGUCCGCCUAUGACGAGGGUUCGGCCUCGGUGCACGGAUG